AUGACGCUGCCAACUCGCAGUCAGUUCUACCGCGACUACCUCCAGCCCCUGUGCAUCCUGCCCGGCGCGCCCCAGUACGCGGAUAUCAGCAUCUGCGUCGUCUGCCAAGAGGACUUCAACGAAGCGUCCUAUGACAUGGUGUCGAUCCAAGACUGCAAUCAUAUUUUCCACCGCAAAUGCCUCAUCGAGUGGGCCGAGAGCGCGAGCCCGCAGCGCGACGCCUGUCCAUCUUGCCGGAAGACGUUGUUUCGGUAUGCGCCGUUGACAAAUCGCCAGAGAUAUGAAGUGAUGCAAGAAGAGCUCGAGGAAACGUUCUUUGCACCGGAUUCUCGUCGCCGCAUGCAGUGGAGGGUGGUGGAGGAAAUGAGUGAGAUGGCUGCGAUGUUUGUCUCGGAGGCUUUGCACGAUCAGUCGAGGCAGAUUCUUCCAGGCCGUGGGAGCGUGGCGCAUGCUCAAAUACAACCGUUCUAUCGGGCAUCGAUCUGGUCGGUCGACUAUGUACCUGAGGAGCCCGAAUUUUCACGACGCCCACCUUUGUGGUACAGCGAUUCACAACGCCCAUCUACGUCGCCCGAACAUUCACCAGUCCCACGUGCGUCGUCUGAAUAUUCACCACGUUUACCUGAGUCGGAACCAGAGCCCCACGUUCCUCCUCCAACCUCACAAAUUCCAGUCUGGUCUUCUGCUGCCUUGCCACAGGUCUUUAUUCCAACGCCUACCUCAAGAGGUCACAUAGGUUCACUUUCUCAGAUACCCCUCUAUUCGGUAGAGGAAGAGCCUACCCACACUCCCCCAACCAAUCCCGACAAUGUAACCCGACUGGCACAUCUACAAGACUUCAUGACCACCAACUUCACGGUCUCUCACGUGUUCUGCGGUGUCCACACUAUACAGCGCAUUUUUGAUUCCUACAUAAUCGAGUUUGAGACGGGUGAGAAUCAUCGCGUACACGGUGCGUUGGGAUAUGUUAUGGCUAGGGACACUGCAAUAUUUUACGAGUAG
This is a messenger RNA of Pyrenophora tritici-repentis Pt-1C-BFP, 1002 nucleotides long. Its product is annotated as zf-RING-2 multi-domain protein. Gene Ontology annotation, biological process: replication fork processing; protein ubiquitination. The record is from RefSeq and is a predicted model, not a curated record. Gene Ontology annotation, cellular component: site of DNA damage; nucleus. Lineage: Eukaryota; Fungi; Ascomycota; Dothideomycetes; Pleosporales; Pleosporaceae. Gene Ontology annotation, molecular function: ubiquitin protein ligase activity.